Molecule: messenger RNA, 1317 nt
Organism: Porites lobata
Lineage: Eukaryota; Metazoa; Cnidaria; Anthozoa; Scleractinia; Poritidae
Source: the annotation of a GenBank genome assembly
UGCUCUCUGAUCGUGUCGGUAUUUUAUGGCUCCACAGCAGCAUUUGCUUUUUUUUCCAUUCUUGUUGGUUACACUGUUAGAAAAGAUUUUGUGUUGAUUUUGAUUUUGUUUUUGUGGCAUUGUUUCUUUGAACACUGAUUUAGUAUUCUCCCUGCCUUAUUUUUGCACUUCAUUAUGUGCAUAUCAACUCCGUCACCUUGUUAUCGGUGAUUGUUUUUGUUGAGUUUUAUAGUGCAAUUCCAAUCUGUGUUGGUUUAUAUUUUUCAUUUGACUCCUUCCAUGUUUCUUCCGUGCGCAUUCCCCUUAUUCUAUCACACCCUUGUAAGUACAAUAGGUGCUUAUUAUAUAUUCAAAAAAUAAAAAAAAACAUUACUUAAAUUAUUCCUCGUCUGCAUAAUUUUCAUUCAGCUUGUACAGGCUUUCAGGCAUCCUCUCUGUUUAUUCCAGUGAAGUUAUUGCUUUGUUUUACUGUUAUGCUGAGAGUCUUUAAAAUAUGUUGAUGUAUUCCUUCUUCUUCCUUCUUAUGUAACUUCAAUUUAUUUUAUCUGCUAGACUAUGGAUCAACUCCUUAAACGGAUUGAAUCUCUGGAGGGUCAGUCCAAAAGGGAUUUUGAUUCCCAACUGGCGAGGCUGUCAGCCUAUGGGUUGCGAAGUGCAGUGGACUUUGAUAAGUACACUGCUUUGUCUAUGGCUGAAAGUGUUGCUCAAAAGGCCCACCACUUGUCACACGAGACGGCUUUGUUCCUAGACGCAGCACUUCAAGGCCCCUGCCUGCGCCUUCAAGCAUCAACUGAGAACUUUCAAGCAUACUUUUCGGCACUUUUCUCGGAUAAAGAUUACACGAAGGUGUUGGACAGCUUGGCUAAGGUCGACAAAGCCUAUAAGAAGGUGGCCCCUGCACCCUCCCAAGCCCCCACCCAGCCUGUGCGCUUCACUUCUCCCCCUAACUGGUUGAGAUGUUUUUCUUGUGGCAUCCUUGGGCACACGGCAGCUAAUUGUUUCAGGAGACAACAGCGGGCACGAUAUGCCCCUUAUUUUAAACCUUUUGGUCGUGGGCACAAUAAUUGAUGGCCUCUGUUAUUGGAGUAAUAAAGAUCUCAUGCUUGUCACUCUUUUGUUUUACUUCUUCGCUCCCUCCGCUCUAGGAAUGGCAGUUUUGGAAGGGGAGUCUUAUUCCCUCUCGGAUUACCAGGGCUCCAUGCUGCCAUUCCCAGAGUCCUGUCAGGUCUACCCUUUAGCGUCCUCAUAUCCCCUCUUUCUUUUUUGUUUUUCUCCUUUAGCCUCUUUUAAAGCGCCUUCGUGUUAGUUGUUAUUCCU